UUGCUUCUGUUGCCGGCUGUAGCGCACAUGGCCUGUUGAGCAGAACGCUGUAGACAGAGCUUGUGAAAUAAGUUUUUCUCGAAAUUUCCAUAUUUUAAAGGCUUCGCGCGGCGUGUUUAUGCGGGAUCGGGAUCCGGAGGACAUGGAGGCUGAAGUGGAGUUUGAAGAGGGCGAGGAGCCUUCGUUCAGCGACCCCGAGGACUAUGUGGACGACAUCAGCGACCAGGAACUGCUCGAAGACGUUCUCAGAGAGAGACCCCAGGAGGCCGAUGGCAUCGACUCCGUCAUCGUAGUGGAUAAUGUGCCUCAGGUUGGCCCAGAACGCUUGGAGAAACUGAAAAAUGUCAUCCAUAAGAUUUUCUCCAAGUUUGGUAAAAUCACCAAUGAAUAUUACCCUGAAGCUGAUGGCAAGACGAAAGGGUACAUUUUUCUGGAGUAUGCUGCACCUACCCAUGCAGUGGAGGCAGUGAAAAAUGCUGAUGGAUAUAAGCUGGACAAGCAACACACCUUCCGUGUGAAUCUCUUCACAGACUUUGACAAGUACAUGACGAUAAGCGAUGAGUGGGAAGCACCUGAGAAACAGCCAUUCAAGGAUUUUGGAAACUUGCGGCACUGGUUAGAAGACCCUGACUGCCGGGACCAGUACAGCAUCAUUUUCGAGGCGGGAGAAAGAACAGGAAUAUUUUCUAACGAUGCCAAGGAGCCAAUUGUGGUUGAAGAAAGGGCGCGCUGGACAGAGACCUACGUCCGCUGGUCACCCAAAGGGACAUACUUGGCCACCUUCCACCAGAGGGGCAUUGCUCUGUGGGGAGGUGAAAAAUUCAAGCAGAUCCAACGCUUCAGCCACCAGGGGGUCCAGUUGAUUGACUUCUCUCCCUGUGAAAGGUAUGUGGUCACCUUCAGCCCGCUGAUGGACACCAAGGAUGACCCCCAGGCAAUUAUAAUCUGGGAUGUCCUGACUGGACAGAAGAAGAGAGGUUUCCACUGUGAGAACUCUGCCCACUGGCCCAUCUUCAAGUGGAGUCAUGAUGGGAAAUUCUUUGCCAGAAUGACCCAAGACACACUCAGCAUCUACGAAACUCCAUCCAUGGGACUUCUGGAUAAGAAGAGUUUGAAAAUCAGUGGAAUCAAGGAUUUCUCCUGGUCUCCUGGCGACAACAUCAUUGCUUUCUGGGUACCAGAGGAUAAAGACAUUCCAGCCAGAGUGACCCUGAUGCAGCUUCCCUCCAGGCAUGAGAUUCGGGUGCGAAAUCUGUUCAAUGUGGUGGACUGCAAGCUUCACUGGCAGAAGAAUGGAGACUACCUGUGUGUGAAGGUGGACAGGACCCCCAAAGGCACGCAGGGUGUGGUCACCAAUUUUGAGAUCUUCCGCAUGAGGGAGAAACAGGUCCCUGUAGAUGUCGUGGAGAUGAAGGAGAGCAUCAUUGCCUUCGCCUGGGAGCCCAACGGCAACAAGUUUGCUGUGCUGCAUGGCGAGUCACCCAGAAUCAAUGUCUCCUUUUAUCACGUGAAGAACAAUGGCAAGAUCGAGCUCAUCAAAAUGUUUGAUAAACAGCAAGCAAACAGCAUAUUCUGGAGUCCCCAAGGCCAGUUCCUGGUGCUGGCUGGACUGAGGAGCAUGAACGGAGCCCUGGCUUUUGUUGACACGUCAGAUUGCACCAUGAUGAAUAUUGCUGAACAUUACAUGGCCUCGGAUGUUGAGUGGGACCCGACAGGCCGAUACGUGGUUACGUCUGUAUCCUGGUGGAGCCACAAGGUGGACAAUGCCUUCUGGGUCUGGACAUUCCAAGGGCGGCUCCUCCAGAAGAACAUCAAGGACCGUUUCUGCCAGCUGCUGUGGAGGCCUCGGCCACCUUCCCUGCUUAGCCAAGAGCAGAUCAAGCUCAUCAAAAAGGACCUGAAGAAGUACUCCAAGAUCUUUGAGCAGAAAGACCGACUGAGUCAGUCCAAGGCGUCCAAGGAACUGGUGGACAGGCGCCGUACCAUGAUGGAGGAGUACCGCAAGUACCGCGAGGCAGCCAUGCAAAUGUACCAGGAGCAGAGACCCCUGCGCCUGGAGCUCAGAGGAGGUGUGGACACAGAUGAACUUGAUAGUAACGUUGAUGACUGGGAGGAAGAGACCAUUGAAUUUUUCAUCAAUGAAGAAAUUGUUCCCUUUGGAGAUCUGGCGUAAUCCUCUAAUGAGACCUGUCUUGGAAGAGAAACGCCGUUGCAUUGUGGAAGAGAAUCGUCUUGAAUUUUAUUGCUGUAUUUUUCGCUUCAGCAUAAUCCUUGUGUCACAUCAACAUACGGUAUAGUGCCUUUAAUAUUGGUCACUGCAGCGGGAGAAUUCUGAGCUACUGUAUGCUGCUUCUUUGGCACCUCUCACUAAAUUGAGUUACCUUUGCUGCUUUUAUCACCGUUUUUAACUUCCUACUCAUAUUGGUCGCCGUAAGAGUGAGAGGGAGGUAGACACCAUGCCACAGAGGAGGGGCAAGAAGCACUGCUGCACUUGUGCACAACGUAUGAUCACAAGGGUUAUCAUGAUUUUUAGUUUGCUGGAACGGCACUACAGUGGCCUAUAUCCUCCUCCAUUCAGGUUACCUGUAUUAAAUGUGCUACAGGGCAAUAAAGUAUGUAUUACCUACACAUGUGACCUGCUAGUCUUCUGUGGAGUGCCACGUUCUCCUUUCCCCCCGCCGAGUAUGUUUCUAGGAAUAAGAUCUUAAAUUCCAGUUGUAGUUUGUGAAGAACUCAGAGAGGAACAGCAAGUACGUGGUUCACCCCAUAACUGACUUGACUACUUUAUACAUGUUCUGAAGAAAAAAUGUAAAGCUGUGUGUUGAGAACAUCAGCUUCCAAAUGCUUAGGGCCCAAGUGAAAGAAACUUUAUAAAACCUCAUUUCUGGUUUUCUUGGUGCUAACUUUUGUGAAGUUCUGCAAAUGUCUGGUUUAAAAAGUCUAGGAAUUUUCUAUUUUUGUGGCUUCUUUAGAACUUUUACAGUUGUUUCUUUAUAGACACUUUAUUAUUACAGUAAUGACAAAAAUCUGCUACAAUGGCACCCGAGAAAAACUGCUUUUAGUGAGAUGUCAGUGUUUUCCAGUCUCCCCUCAAGGACACAGAGCUUAAUGUCCCUCAAAUUGAAAUAUUUCCUGUUUUACUCAUUUUCAUUCUUC
Scleropages formosus (Asian bonytongue) is the source of this 3156-nucleotide messenger RNA. RefSeq names its product eukaryotic translation initiation factor 3, subunit Ba (gene eif3ba). The record is from RefSeq and is a predicted model, not a curated record. Gene Ontology annotation, molecular function: RNA binding; translation initiation factor binding; translation initiation factor activity. Gene Ontology annotation, biological process: translational initiation. Lineage: Eukaryota; Metazoa; Chordata; Actinopteri; Osteoglossiformes; Osteoglossidae. The transcript has 19 exons. Bases 119 to 2173 code for a protein of 684 amino acids. Gene Ontology annotation, cellular component: eukaryotic translation initiation factor 3 complex.